This is a messenger RNA of Acyrthosiphon pisum (pea aphid), 3217 nucleotides long. Its product is annotated as zinc finger protein OZF-like. Gene Ontology annotation, molecular function: RNA polymerase II cis-regulatory region sequence-specific DNA binding; DNA-binding transcription factor activity. Lineage: Eukaryota; Metazoa; Arthropoda; Insecta; Hemiptera; Aphididae. The transcript has 3 exons. Gene Ontology annotation, biological process: regulation of transcription by RNA polymerase II. The record is from RefSeq and is a predicted model, not a curated record. Bases 622 to 2124 code for a protein of 500 amino acids.
UUUGAACCACCGAAGAUAAAAUAUUUUAUUGUAUCAAUAUUCCACCUAUUUAAUUUCCUUCAUUCAAAACUCAUUAGACCGUACUUAUUUCCGUUUACCAUUGUGGUCGCAUGAUCUACACACCAACUAUACACUGCUUUAACAUCAAGGUAUUACCAAAAUGUUGAUAUAAUAUUAUUAUAAUGACUUUUAUCAAAACCAAUAAAUAUCAUAUACCUACUCAUUUCAGAUAAUUUGGCAAUUAGGCAGGCAUAAUAGUUAUAUAGAAUACAGAUAAUAUUUAAUAUUUAUUGUAUUUGACAUCGGCACGUGGUUAAUGGAUAUAAUCAAACUAUAGACAUGUGCGAUAAAUGUUGUAUUACAGUACACAAAGUAAAUGACCAGAUUGUGAAAAAAAUUACACAAUAUCAUACAUAUAAUACAUAUCAUUAAUUUUAUUUAUGGCCAGAUUUAUGACAGUCCAAAGAAAAAGUUUUCAAAAAAAUAAAUGGAAAUGCACACCACACCCUACAAACCUCUUUUAUGACCAAAUAGCAAGUUUAAUAAAAGGUACCUAAUUGUAAUGUUUUAUGUUCACAGUACCUAAUUGAAAAACAAACAAUAAAGAGGAUAUAAUUCAAUAUGGAAACAUCAAGAACAACAGUUGAUGAUUGCUUGAUAAAUCCCAAGUAUCAUAAUAUAUUACUCAGUACUAGAGUGUUGUCAAUUCCACUUAUAAGAUGUGACGCUCAAGUAUUUAAUGGAAUAAUAAAAAAGGAAAAUAUUGAUGAUCAAGUUUUCAAUAGGAAAAUUAAAGAGGAAAAUAUUGAUGAUCAAGUUUUCAAUAGGAAAAUUAAAAAGGAAAUUAUUGAUGAAAGUGACCAUCACAAUGAUAGUCAAUUACUAAAAGGAACUAAAACUGAAGAAGAAAGAAGCACAAUUGACACCAAUAUUAAAGUGGAAAUAAAUGUUGUUGACGAUUAUGAAUAUCAAGGAACAGUUUUAAGCGAAAGCAACUCUUCAGAUUUUUUUACUCGUACGAAUUUGGACUUGACAUCUAACCGCUUAAGGAAAAAUCAAUUGACCGAUAACCGUGGUAAAAUUUCUAUAGCGUCCAAUUUAACUGAGGAUACAAGAAUACAUAUCGGUGCUAAGCAGUAUAAAUGUGGUAUUUGUGACAAGAGGUUUGAUAAAUCAUCAUCUUUAACAAAUCAUAAACGAAUACAUUCAAGUGAUAGAGCUUUUUCUCGGAAACCAUUUUUAAAAUCCCAUGUAAUGACACAUUCUGAAGAAAGAACAUAUAAAUGUAAUAUCUGUAAUAAAACAUUUUAUAAACAAUGUAAUUUAAAGGCACAUACUAGAACACAUACUGGCGAAAAGCCAUUUAAGUGUAAUAUCUGUAAUAUAUUAUUUUCUCAAUUAAGUAAUUUAAGAACGCAUACAAAGACACAUACUGGAGAAAAUCGAGCUAAAUGUAAUAUCUGUGGUAAACUGUUUUCCGGAAAAUCUUAUUUAGCAAUUCAUAUAGCUAAUACACAUAUGGGAGUGAAACCAUAUAAAUGCAGGAUCUGUAAUAAAGGAUUUUUCCAAAAAUCGUAUUUAACAACGCAUACGAGGAUACACACCGGUGAAAGACCAUACAAAUGUGAUAUCUGUUUUAAGGGGCUUAUUUCAUUAAGCAGUUUAGCAAAGCAUUCAAUAAUACAUACCGGUGUAAAGCCAUAUAUAUGUGAUAUAUGUAAUACAGCUUUUUCUCGGAAGUCAUUAGUAAAAUCCCAUAUAAUGACACAUUUUGAAGAAAAACCAUAUACGUGUAAUAUAUGUAAUAAAAGGUUUUAUAAACAAUGUAAUUUAAAGACACAUACUAGAACACAUACCGGCGAAAAGCCAUUUAAGUGUAAUAGCUGUGAUCGAUUAUUUUCUCAUUCAAAUAGUUUAAGAAGGCAUAAAAAGACACAUACCGGAGAAAAUAGAAUUAAAUGUGAUAUCUGUGGUAAACUGUUUUCCGGAAUAUCCAGUUUAGAAAUUCAUGCUAUUAUACAUACCGGAGUGAAACCAUAUAAAUGCAAUAUCUGUAAUAAAACUUUUUUAAAGAAAUGUGCUUUAACAUCGCAUACGAGGAUACACACCAGUAAAAGACCAUAAAAAUGUGAUCUGUUUUAAGGGGUUUGUUUCAUCAAGUGAUUUAACAAAGCAUACAAGAAUACAUACUGGUAUAAAUGCGACAUUCGUAAUAAAUUUUUUUUUAAUAAAAAAUAUUUAAAAUGCCAUGAAAUGACACACCAAAGACUUUAAAAAGACCACUUAUUCAAAACACAUAAAAUUAUUUAUUAUUCAUUAUUUCUGAACUUUUAAUUUUAAUAAACCUGCACUUAAAUCGUCUCACAGUAAUGCCAAUAAAAAUCCACAUUUCCUCUACUUUAAAAUUCUUUCUAGCACCAAAAAAAUGAAUUCUCAUUUAUCUAUCUAAAUGCCUUAUCUAGAUAAAAAGCUGAUGAUGGGAAUGGUAUUGUUAACCUAUCCAAAUCAUAUUUUUCUGAUUCAAAUUAUAAAAAUACAUUAAAUUUAACUAUCGUUGAAUAUCCCAUACAUACUCUAGACCUUAAUUGUUCAAUUAACAGAAAAAAUGGAUAUGAAAUAUGAAAUAUUAAUCUGAAAACUUCACCAGGCACUGACAAUAUUUCUACAAUUUUCUUAAAUAAAUGUUCUUUUAUUUUAUCACUGGUUUUAAUUUUAAUAUUUAAUAAAUCUUCUUUCUAGUAAAUUCCCAAAUAAAUGGAACACCUCAUUGAUAUCUCCCAUCCAUAAAAAUAAAAGUAAAAAUUCUUUCUUAAAUUCUUCUCUAAUUUCAAAAUCUUCAAUUAUACCUAAGCUAAUCUCUAAAGGUAUAAAUAAAAAACUAACUCCUUUACUUGAAAAUACUACAGUAAAUGAACAGCAUGGCUUUCGUAUAGGUUGAUUUACAAUUACCAAUAUACUAUUAAACAAUAUUAUAUAUUGCCCAAAACGGAUAGAAUGUAGGUACUUUAAAAUAAACUCACAAAACUCUAGACAUAAACAACGAUUUUAUACACCAAAUAUAUCGACUAAAGAUGUCAUUCUCCCCUUCGAAUAUUUUAACGUCUCUAGGAAACUAAAUAACAUAGGUUUAUUUCACUCUUAUAAAUUAUAUUUAUAUACGAUACGUCAUGUACAUACAAAUUGAUUUAUAUGUAAUUAUAAUUUUUUUUUUCUUUGA